Molecule: messenger RNA, 1949 nt
Organism: Vitis vinifera (wine grape)
Lineage: Eukaryota; Viridiplantae; Streptophyta; Magnoliopsida; Vitales; Vitaceae
Product: lycopene beta cyclase, chloroplastic
Exons: 2
Coding region: 330-1844 (504 amino acids)
Biological process (GO): carotenoid biosynthetic process
Molecular function (GO): oxidoreductase activity, acting on paired donors, with incorporation or reduction of molecular oxygen
Source: RefSeq, a predicted model, not a curated record
CACACGUAUUUUCGCAUCUUGGUGGACACAUGGCUUCCAAAUGAAAGAGUGAAGUGCCCCACUUCGGUUUGUCGUUGAGGAAGGUCCACACAUGCUUCACCUCUAAAUCACAUCUCUUGUAAAGUUCCAUGGAUGCUGCAAUUGGCCUUCAAAAUGCUCUCUCUAUCGGUAUCCUUAAUCCAUGACCCAGUCGGGAUGAUGUGUAUUUUUAAGAGGCUGGGUGGUUGAGAAUUGGAGGGGGUCUUCAGAAAGGGGUUGUUUUCUUUUGGGAUUUGUGGAGACCCAAUUUGGAUUUUUUGAGUGUUGAGGGAAACCCUUGUUUGAAUUUCAUGGAUACUUUACUCAAGACUCAUAAUAAGCUUGAAUUUCUGCACCCACUUCAUGGGUUUGCGGAGAAACUGGGCAAUUUGACCUUUCCAAAGCUCCAAAACCAGGAGUUUAGAUUUGGUCCGAAGAAGUCCAAUCUGAAAUGGGGUAGAAAUGGGUGUGUUAAGGCCAGUAGUAGUGCCCUUUUGGAGCUUGUUCCAGAAACUAAGAAGGAGAAUCUUGAGUUUGAGCUUCCUAUGUAUGACCCUUCAAAGGGCCUUGUAGUCGACCUUGCAGUUGUGGGAGGUGGCCCUGCCGGGCUUGCCGUCGCGCAGCAAGUUUCAGAGGCAGGGCUUUCAGUCUGCUCGAUUGACCCAUCUCCCAAAUUGAUUUGGCCCAAUAACUAUGGUGUUUGGGUGGAUGAGUUUGAGGCCAUGGAUUUGCUUGAUUGUCUUGACACUACUUGGUCUGGUGCCGUUGUUUUCAUUGAUGAUCACUCAAAGAAGGAUCUUGGUAGGCCUUAUGCAAGGGUUAACAGGAAGCAGCUGAAAUCGAAAAUGAUGCAGAAAUGCAUAUUAAAUGGUGUAAAGUUUCAUCAAGCUAAGGUUAUAAAGGUUAUUCAUGAGGAAUCCAAAUCUCUGUUGAUUUGCAAUGAUGGGGUCACAAUUCAGGCUGCUGUAGUUCUUGAUGCUACGGGUUUUUCUAGAUGUCUUGUUCAGUAUGAUAAGCCCUAUAAUCCAGGUUACCAAGUUGCUUAUGGGAUUUUGGCAGAAGUGGAAGAGCACCCAUUUGAUGUGGAUAAGAUGGUUUUCAUGGACUGGAGAGAUUCUCAUCUGAACAACAAUAUGGAACUGAAAAAUAGAAAUAGUAGGAUCCCCACUUUUCUAUAUGCAAUGCCUUUUUCAUCUAACCGGAUAUUUCUUGAAGAAACUUCUCUAGUAGCUCGACCAGGAGUGCCUAUGGAAGAUAUUCAGGAAAGGAUGGUAGCUCGGCUGAGGCACUUAGGCAUAAAAGUCAAAAGCAUUGAAGAGGAUGAGCGUUGCAUCAUUCCAAUGGGUGGGCCCCUCCCAGUGCUCCCUCAAAGAGUUGUUGGCAUUGGUGGAACAGCUGGAAUGGUCCACCCGUCGACUGGGUACAUGGUAGCAAGGACUCUAGCAGCAGCUCCAAUUGUUGCAAAUUCUAUAGUUCAGUACCUUGGCUCUGACAGAAGCUUUUUUGGCAAUGAAUUGUCUUCUGAAGUUUGGAGAGAUCUAUGGCCAAUCGAAAGGAGGCGUCAAAGGGAAUUCUUUUGUUUUGGUAUGGAUAUCCUUCUUAAGCUUGAUUUACAAGGAACAAGAAGGUUUUUUGAUGCAUUCUUUGAUCUAGAACCUCGUUAUUGGCAUGGAUUCUUGUCAUCUCGACUGUUUCUUCCUGAGCUCAUAUUUUUUGGGCUUUCCCUGUUCUCUCAUGCAUCUAAUACUUCUAGGAUAGAGAUUAUGGCAAAGGGUACUCUUCCUUUGAUAAACAUGAUCAACAACUUAAUACAGGACAAGGAUUAAGAUGAUGGAACUUAUAUGUAUACUGUUCAAUGUGAUGAUGCAUCAUUGCCCAUAAGUGUUAGUGUAAACACUAUCAGUGAUCUAUUAUGCAAUUUUAUUCUUGUA